Effrenium voratum is the source of this 2506-nucleotide messenger RNA. The record is from the annotation of a GenBank genome assembly. NCBI's taxonomy places the organism in Eukaryota, Dinophyceae, Suessiales, Symbiodiniaceae.
AAGAAACUGGGGCUGUGGUGGCGCCCGCUCUGCCCAUGCGCCUCGCAGCGCAGCAUCCGCCGGCAUCCGUUUUUGCGCAUAAAUGCCACGGGUGCCGCGGGUGCCACCCGCGAACACCGCGCCAUCGGCGCGGGGCCGUGCGAAGGGCAAGCAGUGGAGCGCCUCACUGGCCCAGCGCCAAUGCAGGUGGCCUGCCAAGCAUCGAAAGCGGGAGAAGCCUGCGGAUGAAGCUGGGAUUGGUACAGACGUCCUCGCUGACCUUGCGAGGAUUGAGAGGAUCCUCCCCUCGCAGCUGACCAUCUCGGAGAGCCUGAUGCAUGGCUAUGGCAUCCACGCACGGAAGCCGUUUGCACCAGGAAACGAUAUCGCCUUCGAGAAUGCCUUGGUUUGGGCUGCCUUGGGCAAAAAGGCCGUCAAGGGCACCAAGAGCUUCAACGCGCUGGAACUAUUCCCGCACGACACUCUAGACGCUGAGGCCCAGCAGAGUGCCGUCACUUUGACAUUGGCCUUGCUGCAGAGAACGGCCAAGACUGUGGAGCUGCUGCAGAGCUGGUUCCGUCUGUGCUACAAGGGGCCCCAGAAUUGGCGCACCUUGCCCACCACCAAGCUGGCACUGGAGCGUCGCCUGCGCUUUGCCCGGGAGAUCCUGGCGAAGAACUCCGUGAACCUUCAAAUCACCGACGAGGAGUUCAUGGCUUUGGACCUGCAGCGCAUCGGCACCGGGGUGGGCCCUCCAACGAUUGUGCCGCUCUGCUUCGCGCUGCUGAACCAUUCCUGCUGUCCCAAUGCCAAGCUGAUCUAUCGCGGCUGUCAGGGCUCUUUGACUUGUAUGAGGCCCAUUGAGGCGGGCGAGGAGAUCUUCAUUUCUUAUAUCAAUGAAGUGGACGAGGUGCUCUCCAGGCGGUAUUACAUGCUGGAGCUUCACGGUGUGAAGUGCCUCUGCCCUCGCUGUGCCGCAAACUUUGCCACCGGCGACUGUAAGGUGGUGAACAGCUGGGUUUGUCCCUGCUGCAAGUCCGCCGUCGAGGAUCAGGCGGUGCAGUGCUCAUGCGGCACUGUGGUGAGCUGCCGGGAUCGGCAGCAGCGACUGCGGCGGGAGCACGCGAUCUGGACGGCGUUGACCCAGGCCACCAACUAUGUCUCCAAGCUGGCGGCCGCGCUCGGUAAGUCCAAGUGGGACAAGGUGGACAGAGAUCGGGUGAACUCGGUCUUGCGCUGUGUGAGCCAAGCUCAGUGGGAAUUCGCCGGUCUGCGCCCGUCAGGGAGCCAGGCUCGUGUGCAGGCUUGGGCACAACUGCGCUCUUCAGUGGGUGCCAUCCACGCCAGCAACCAAGACUUGAUGAAGUUUCUGCGGCAGGCCGAGAUGGACUUCGUCAAAGAGUUGGCGCAGCAGCACCAGCAUAUCUCGGCAGAGAUCGAAGGCAAAGAUGCGUCCAUCGGCGACGCAAGCUGGGCGCGACGCUUGGUAGCGGCGCUGCGCCUCUACGAACUGACCUCCGACACCCUGCGCCUGAUGCGGGUGGGGCCCCGCUCCGACGGAGGCUACGUGAUGUUGGACACCGGGGAGUCCAUCAAGCAACUUCUGAGCUACGGGGUCGGCACCAACAUCGACUUCGAGUGGGAUCUUGCGAUUUUGGGCGCUAAAGUGCACCUCUUCGACCACACAGUGGCCUGCCUCCCUCGCCAGCAUCCCAAUUUCAGCUUUUAUCAGGAGGCGCUGUGUGCUGAGGAGCUGCCAGGCGUGGGCACCACACUGACAGAGGGCGUGCAGCUCCUGGGCGCCGGGCCUUCGGUGCUGAAGUGCGACGUGGAGGGCGCCGAGUUCGCCUCCAUCCUGUCCACAGACAGCGAGGUGCUGGGCCGCUUGGACCAGUUGUGUCUUGAGCUGCACUGGCUGGGCCGGCCUCGCUGCGGCGACGCCCAGGUGAAGGCGAUGGCCCUCGAGAAGUUGAACGAGCAAUUCGUGAUGCUGCACGCCCAUGGCAAUAGCUACGGAGAUGUGGUAGAUGUCGCCGGCUAUCAGAUCCCGGACGUGCUGGAGGUGCUGUACGUCCACCGGCGGCUGCUGGGCAGCAGCUUCCGGCCCAGCGGCGCCGGGCUUGUUCCCAGCGAGCUGGACGCCAACAACUGCCCCUUCGUGCCAGACAUUUGCCUACGGGGUGCUCCGUUCGGGGCAGAUGUGCCCGACGAAGCGGAAGUCCCGGAAGCAAAAAGCGCCGAGCGGGUGCCCAACAGACAAGGUCAGUCGGUCGCGCAUGCAGCGCGCAUGAGGUACAUGACGGACGUCCCGGGAAAGCUCCGAGAGGACUUCCUGCAGGUUCGUUCGGAGCCUUUCCCCAUCGAGCCGGAGAAGCUCACGGAUAGGCCUCCCUUCAUUCACAGGAAAGGCAGCUGGGUGCCGCGGCAAGCCUCGAAGGUGCCGGACAAGUUCGACGCGAAGGUGGACGCGUUUGCGCACAACUUCAUGCAGGAGAUGCGGCGCAGGUCGGCCUCCGGCCGCUUGUGA